AUGACGACUGCAAACCCUCAACAGCCUCAGUUUACGCUGUUCCACAAGUUCAGCACCGAAGUUCGACCAUCUGAAUUGGUACGACGAGAUGAUCGUCUUCGUUCAAUAACAUGCUCUUUUAAAGAAAUUGCAGAGUCAGAGGAAGAGGAUAUUCAGCUCCCAGAACGAACUUCACCCGAUGGACGAUCACCAUUUGCUGUCGCUUUCGAUUCUCCAUUCGCCGAACGGCGUGGAACCUCCACUCGGAGCCUGAGCCCUAACUUCGCGAGAAAGCUUUCCGUACCCCGACUGUGUCGUGGGUUUUCGCAUAAUAGCUUGCCUGUUCGUUCGACUAUGCUUGGAUCUCUGAGUCCUGAUAGACAUAAUGGUGCACCUGAUUUGCUCACACUUCCACCAAUUCCUGAGACAACCUCAUCAUAACUGAUAGUCAUUUUUACAAGGAUUUUCCUCAGCCGGAAUUCGUCUUGUCUAUUCCGCACAAAGUAUCGCAGAUCUACCCUUGGUGCUGGAUGCUCGAAGGUCCAUGGAUUUUUUUAUAUGAACAUCUUUGAUCUGAAUCCUUACAUAAUAGGAGCUCAAACCUUUUGACCAUUGUUCUUCACAUCUCCCGCGAAAUCAAAGCAGUGACUCUUUAGCUUUGUGAUCUCUUUCUAGUCUCUCCAAAUUAUCAGAUUUCAUGGUUUUUUGAUUUUACGAGUACUUGCAUAUAUUUCUUGUUCGGGUUUACAACUACUUGAGUGAUUUGUAAGCGGGUUUGUUCAAAUUGAUGUGAUUGUCAAUAUACUUACAAUGAAUUUUUGAAUCUGAAUUAGUUCUCGGACUAGGUUUUGUAUUGAAACCCUCGCAUAGCCGAAGUGUUUGGCUACUCGAGUCUAUCAUUUUUGAAGUUUCCUUUGUCAUGGCGUAAGUCAGAUGCGCGCUCGGAAUUUUAACAGAUGCAAG
Molecule: messenger RNA, 942 nt
Organism: Cylicocyclus nassatus
Lineage: Eukaryota; Metazoa; Nematoda; Chromadorea; Rhabditida; Strongylidae
Source: the annotation of a GenBank genome assembly